GGCGAGAUCCGGCGCGGGGCGGUGCAUGCGAGGGGCGGGGCGCGAGGCCGGCGGUCGCGGUGUGAGGUGUCCGCUCGCCAGCCCGCUCGCCGCCGCCAUGGCUCUCCUCCACACCCGCCGGUUCCUCGCCGCCCCACGCUUCGCCGCCGCAGCAGCCCGCGCCAGCUCAUGGUGGUCCCAUGUGGAGAUGGGUCCCCCCGAUCCCAUCCUGGGGGUGACAGAAGCUUUCAAGCGCGACACCAACUCCAAGAAGAUGAACCUGGGUGUGGGGGCAUACCGGGAUGACAACGGGAAGCCGUACGUCCUGAACUGCGUUCGCAAGGCGGAGGCCAUGAUAGCAUCCAAGAAGAUGGACAAGGAGUACUUGCCCAUUGGGGGGCUGGCGGAUUUCACCCGGGCAUCCGCGGAACUGGCUCUGGGUGAAAACAGCGAGGCUUUCAAGAGCGGCCGGUACGUCACUGUGCAGGGUAUUUCUGGGACUGGAUCUCUACGAAUCGGAGCCAACUUUUUGCAACGGUUCUUCAAGUCUAGCCGUGAUGUGUAUCUACCCAAACCAUCCUGGGGCAAUCACACCCCCAUUUUCCGUGAUGCUGGCCUGCAACUUCAAGCUUACCGCUACUACGACCCCAAGACGUGCAGCCUUGACUUCUCUGGAGCCAUGGAUGACAUUUCCAAAAUUCCAGAGAAGAGCAUCAUCCUCUUGCAUGCUUGUGCUCACAACCCCACUGGGGUGGAUCCCCGGCAGGAGCAAUGGAAGGAGAUGGCAGCUAUGGUGAAGAAACGAAACCUCCUCGUGUACUUUGACAUGGCCUACCAGGGCUUUGCCAGCGGGGACAUCAACCGGGAUGCCUGGGCUGUGCGGUAUUUCAUCGAGCAGGGCAUCAACGUCAUCCUGUCACAGUCCUACGCCAAGAACAUGGGGCUGUACGGAGAGCGUGCGGGUGCCUUCACGGUCAUCUGCAGUGACGCAGAAGAAGCCAAGAGGGUUGAAUCGCAGCUGAAGAUCCUCAUCCGCCCCAUGUACUCCAACCCACCCCUGAACGGAGCCCGCAUUGCCUCUAUGAUCCUCAACACCCCUGACCUUCGGAAGGAGUGGCUCGUGGAGGUAAAGGGCAUGGCUGACCGGAUCAUCAGCAUGCGGACUCAGCUGGUGUCCAACCUCAAGAAAGAGGGAUCUUCCCACAACUGGCAGCACAUCACUGACCAGAUCGGCAUGUUCUGCUUCACGGGGCUGAAGCCUGAGCAGGUGGAGCGGCUGACCAAGGAGUUCUCCAUCUAUAUGACAAAGGACGGACGAAUCUCUGUGGCAGGAGUUACGUCGGGCAAUGUAGGUUACCUGGCUCAUGCCAUCCAUCAAGUCACAAAGUAAAGACAAAGGUGUGCCCUGGAGCCGGUGGCCUUCCCUUCCCCACCAGUCGAAGAUGGGGAGGGAAAGGAAACAAGCAGAAUAUUUCCAACCACAGCACUUGACGCCGCUGCUGAAUGUAUCUUGUAGAUGAGUUGUUGUAGAAGCCUAGUCAAAAACCACCCUGUGUUGUGGAGCAGGGACAUGGUUGUUGGCUCCCGCUCGUCACAGCCCUUCUCCCCUGGUGUCCAUCCUUUCUCCGUCAGCCCCAGCACCCGUCUGCACGGGAGGAAGCAAAUGCUUAGCACUGCCAUCCUGCGGCGUAGGCACCAAAGGCUUCCCCAGGCUCGUUUCUCCAGGAGAAGGCUUUGUGAGGCUGCCGGGAGCUGGGUGGGCUGAGCAGGAGGGCUGCCCUGGUGCAUCCCUGCCACCUCCUCAGCUGGUCCCUGCUGCCAGUGGGCUCCGUCCUCCUUCCUGCUCCCAGCCCGGGGCUGGGCAGCGCCACCGCUGCCCUCUGAGGACUUCUCACUACUAAAAUCUGCUCCGUCGUUGGCUUUGCUCUUCCCAUCUGGGAAUCUUCUUUCCGGUGUGAUUCACAGUGGCAUUGGUGUGUGGGGCAGACCCAUGUCCCUCCUCAAAACCUGCCUGGUUCUCCUGACUUCACUCCUGUGCCCCAAGGUGAAACAAUUUCUCACUCUCCCCAAUAAGAACCUCCUCUGAAAACCGCUCUCUGUUGGUCUCUGCCUCUCCCCGUCCCUGUUCCAAGCCCAGCAGCCCUCCCUGCAAAGCAGAGUCUGUGUGCAUGUCCCUAAGCCGUGUCCACCCUCACAUGGGGGUGCAGGGUGUCCCUCUCAUCCACUCUGUUCAGCCAAAUUUCUGGCAACACCAAAAAACAGGAGGGAAAGAUCCUGAGGGAAGUUGGAGAGCUGAUGCCUCAAAAACCAUUCUGUCCUUUUAAAGUGGGUGUCUCUAAGGCCCUGUGACUCAUCCGAGACUGAUUUUUAAUCCAAAUAAACUGGCGCAUGGCUGUGUGGAGCUGGGGACUUCCUCCUGUCAUCGCACAGCUGCAUCCUGUCCCUUCCGUGCACCAGAUAUUCCCUGUCGGGGAUGUGCCAGCUCAGGGGUUCUUAUCUGGCCAGCGAAACCCCAAUCUCCCGUGAAUCUCAGAGAGAGAGAGGGCAGUUCCCACCCGGGUGCCCCAGGAGCACUGGGGCUGUGGGCUGGGGCUGCCCUGCGUGGGAGUCGGUGCCAGGGAGCUGAAAUUGAAGCCCCCGGGGUCGAAUGUAGGUGUUGCUGGGGACAGCAUGAGUUCCCAAAGGCCGCCCUGUGACCGGCCACUGAAACAUGAGUUUCUUCUUGCAGCAAGCAAACCUCUCCCUGUGCAGACCUGGAGGGGUUUCCUCUGAGUCUGCAUGAGCUUUCUCUAUCCACUGGCGCCUUUCCCCUUUGCAGCCGUACCAGGACAGUUAGCAGAGUAGUCCUCAUUUCUCAUUCCUGCCCAGAGCUGGGACGGGCCUGUCCAACACGUUGUCACCACGCUUGCCGGCAGAGGAGCUGCGUGUGCAGGCUGAGGAGGGCAGACGGUUCGCGCUUUUUAACGGUGGCGAUUGUUUACAUGGCCCGAUGCCUGCAACCGCCGCUUGCUCCAGUUUGUGCAAUAAACCGCUUUCCGUGCCGCCGCCGUGGGUGCUGCCCCGUGGCGCUGCGGGUUCUCGUGCUGUGGUCCCCGUAGGCUCCGGAGCUGCCUCUCCUUGCUGCAGAGAGCCCUUUUACCUUGCGUUAGGCCUUUUUGCUGCCCGUUCUGUUACAAUAAAAGUAGAGCUGGAGCACA
This is a messenger RNA of Grus americana (Whooping crane), 3176 nucleotides long. RefSeq names its product glutamic-oxaloacetic transaminase 2 (gene GOT2). The record is from RefSeq and is a predicted model, not a curated record. Gene Ontology annotation, molecular function: pyridoxal phosphate binding; L-aspartate:2-oxoglutarate transaminase activity. Gene Ontology annotation, cellular component: mitochondrion. The transcript is spliced from 10 exons. Lineage: Eukaryota; Metazoa; Chordata; Aves; Gruiformes; Gruidae. Bases 26 to 1369 code for a protein of 447 amino acids. Gene Ontology annotation, biological process: biosynthetic process; L-aspartate catabolic process.